UCUGUUUCAGAAUUUAGAAUAAUGGUCUUUAAAUAUACUCUUGUAGAGGUUUUUUCUGAAUUGGCAAAAGAGCACCAUUGUACUUGGAGUCGUUUUUGAGUGAGUCACUGUGCACAUCCCUGAGGGUGACAGAACAAAGAUUCUCUUGUGCUUUUCUAUAGCAGAUGCACAUUCAGAGGACUCCUUGGGAAGUAAAAGAAUUUAUUUAUGCUUAUGGGGCCCUUUGACCUUCAUUUGAAAGCUCAACUGGAUAGAAAGGGAAUGUUAGAUCUGGAUGUGGCCUUUAGGCACCUUAUUUUACAUGUAUUGGAGAUUUCCAACUUGAGGAAAAAAACUGGGCAUCCAGGAGUUUAGACACCGUAAGAUUUUGUUUGUGAGAGAAUUGCAUAGAGAAGGAGCAGCCAGGCAUGAUGAGUUUGACUAUAUGACAAAGUCCUGUCCUUUGGAACAGAUACAGUGAUUGUGAACUAUAUAACAUUAUGGUUAUCAUUUGCCUUUACCUUGGACCAGCCUGUGUAAACUUAGGUCUGACUGUAAGUAAAAACUAAACAAGCCAUUUUAUUAAGAACUUGAGGUUAUUGAGGCAUAAGCACCUCCUAUUUGAUGUUCUCCACUACUAGAUGUUCUCUACCACUUUGCCAUAAACUGAAACUUUUGGCACUUGGAAGGCUUCAGGGUUUAGCAUAUGGCAGAGACAGUGGGGCUCAUGGGACAGGACAGUUAGUUCACAGCAGAAGUAGCAACACUGCCUAGCACGUGUUUGUGAGCAUAUAUAUAGCAUUCCCAGAAAUACUUGGUGGGGUCAAGAGCUAGUGAAAUGAGUUGCAUACAGGAUAAAGGAGCUGCACUCCACAGAGGUAAAAUGUCUUGCUCAAGGUCACAUGAUUCAUCAGUGACUUCCUCAGUCCACUAGCACCCCUCUGCUUUCUGUUUAUCAGAACAGUGAACUUUAGGCUAUAUUUUAAGCUUUGAACUUUUGUUUCUGUACUGACGUUUACAUAGAUGCUUAAUAUUUUCCUAAAUAAGUGUCUUGUUUAAUCUUGCCUGUGCUAUGUGAAGUACCCUAGGGUGUCUGUGUCAGAUUAAUGGACAUUUAUAAUUCUCAGAUUUUAUAUAGAAUGAAAACUGGUGAACUUGAUAUGUGAUUUCUUAUACCAUUCUGUUCUGUAACUUAGACUUUUGUUUUCAGAGGAUGGUAACCUAGUUUGGCUUCUUAAAAGCAUUCAACUGAUAUGAGAAGGCUUCAUCAUAGUAAAUUGUUUAGUAAAGAGUUUAUGAGUGUCACACGUGCUGAGUGGAGUUCGGAUUAUUUAUGAGCUCCUUAAAUGAUUCUGAGGCUUAAAUGAUUCUAAAAAGCACUGUUUUUAAAUGCCAGGAAUGAAAGAUUAAAGUUCUUUCGUUAGGAGAGGAGAUAGGCAAAUACACAGACAGUUAAAAUACUGGCUGGUUAAGCACUUUGAUAGUUGUAAAUAUCAGGUGCUCAGGAGUUUUUAGGACAGUUGGGAGAGAGGAGUAAAGGGUAGGCAGGUACCAUUCAAGUUGUUUUAAAAAAGGGAACCCUGUCUUGAGUAUAGAUAAGAAUAUGUGAAAGUUAGAUGAAGAAGGGACGAUAUGUGUUUCCUGAAAAGGGAACAGCAUUUGCCAAGGCCACAAGAUGCGCUUGGCACAAACAUCCAAGUUGCCUGGGCAGCUGGAACAUCGGGACAAGAAUUAAUAGUAGAAUAGAUGAGGCUGGAGGCGUGGUUAGGAUUCAGAUUGUGGAAGACCGUGUUCUCCUUAUUGAGGAGUUUGUAUUUGCUUUUUAGAAAGAUAGCUCUGACAGCACUAUGACAAAUGGAUCACAGGCCGGAGUAGAGGCAAGAAGGCUGUUUUCUGUUAUCUAGUGAGAAAUAGUGAAUCCCUAAACUGCUCCAGUUGGGAUGGUAAACAGAGAUGUUUAGGAAGUAGAAUUGACAGAUUCCUGGCUGGAGCCAUUGAAGGACUUAAAUACUAUUUAUUCUUACCUUCAUGGAAUGGAAAUAUUAUCAAAUCUCAGGGAACAUCAGCUUAGAUUGUUGUCUGCAAGAGCACGAUACGAGAGAUACAGUGGCAAUCAAAUUCUUUUUUGUUCAGAAACUAUUGCCAGAUGUUGGUAUAUUCUGCUUUCUGGAUCUGUGCUAAUGAAAGACUCCAUGGUCUUGCCUCCUUGCAGUUUUGGUAAGCAGUUUGGAGGAAAAAGAGGAUGUGAUUGUCUUGUGUUAGAGCCUUCAGAAAUGAUUGUGGUAGAGAAUUCCAAAGAUAAUGAAGAUUUUCUACAUAGAGAGAUUCCUGCCAGACAGUCUCGACGAAGAUUUCGGAAAAUUAACUAUAAAGGAGAGCGUCAAACUAUCACUGAUGAUGUGGACAUUAACAGCUAUCUUUCUCUUCCAGCCGAUCUUACCAAGAUGCACAUCACAGACAACCCUCAUCCACAGGUGACUCAUGUGUCUUCUAGUCAGUCUGGUUGUAGCAUCGCCAGUGACUCUGGGAGCAGCAGUUUAUCUGAUAUCUAUCAGGCUACAGAAAGUGAGGUAGGAGAUGUAGAUUUAACACGUCUUCCAGAAGGACCUGUUGAUUCUGAAGACGAAGAAGAGGAAGAUGAAGAGAUUGAUCGAACAGAUCCUCUGCAGGGGCGAGAUCUUGUUCGAGAAUGCCUUGAAAAAGAACCUGCAGACAAAACUGAUGAUGACAUUGAACAAUUACUGGAGUUUAUGCACCAGCUCCCUGCUUUUGCAAACAUGACCAUGUCUGUGAGGAGAGAACUCUGCUCAGUGAUGAUUUUUGAAGUGGUAGAGCAGGCUGGAGCUAUUAUUCUUGAAGAUGGGCAAGAGCUUGACUCAUGGUAUGUUAUUUUAAACGGCACCGUGGAAAUCAUUCAUCCAGAUGGAAAAGUUGAAAAUCUCUUUAUGGGAAAUAGUUUUGGAAUUACUCCCACUCUGGAUAAGCAGUACAUGCAUGGAGUUGUUAGGACUAAAGUAGAUGAUUGUCAGUUUGUCUGCAUAGCCCAGCAGGAUUAUUGGAGAAUUUUAAAUCAUGUGGAAAAGAAUACCCAUAAAGUUGAAGAAGAGGGAGAAAUUGUUAUGGUUCAUGAGCACCGUGAACUUGAUCGGAGUGGAACCAGGAAAGGACACAUCGUAAUCAAGGCAACACCUGAGCGUCUCAUCAUGCAUUUAAUAGAAGAGCAUUCCAUUGUGGACCCAACUUAUAUAGAAGAUUUCCUAUUAACUUACAGGACAUUUCUUGAAAGUCCGUUGGAUGUUGGGGUCAAACUAUUGGAAUGGUUUAAAAUUGACAGCUUAAGGGAUAAGGUAACACGGAUUGUAUUAUUAUGGGUAAAUAAUCAUUUUAAUGAUUUUGAAGGUGAUCCUGCUAUGACUCGAUUUCUGGAGGAAUUUGAAAAAAAUCUGGAAGAUACAAAAAUGAAUGGUCAUCUCCGUUUGUUGAAUAUUGCCUGUGCUGCAAAGGCUAAGUGGAGACAAGUUGUGCUGCAGAAGGCUUCCCGGGAGUCCCCUCUGCAUUUCAGCCUUAGUGGAGGAAGUGAGAAGGGAUUUGGUAUUUUUGUUGAAGGAGUGGAACCCAGCAGCAAAGCUGCUGAUGCAGGACUGAAACGUGGUGAUCAGAUAAUGGAAGUAAAUGGACAAAACUUUGAGAAUAUUACAUUUGUGAAGGCCCUUGAAAUUUUGAGGAAUAAUACUCAUCUUGCGCUUACUGUAAAGACCAACAUUUUUGUGUUCAAAGAAUUACUUAGUAGGACUGAACAAGAGAAAUCUGGUGUUCCUCAUAUUCCCAAAAUUGCUGAAAAAAAAAGUAAUCGCCAUUCAAUCCAAGAUGUACCAGGAGAUAUUGAACAGACAUCACAAGAGAAAGGAAAUAAGAAAGUAAAAGCAAAUACGGUUUCAGGUGGAAGAAACAAAAUCAGGAAAAUUUUGGAUAAAACACGAUUUAGUAUCUUGCCUCCAAAACUGUUUAGUGAUGGAGGCCUGAGCCAGUCACAAGACGACAGCAUUGUGGGAACGAGACACUGUAGGCACAGUUUGGCUAUAAUGCCUAUUCCUGGAACACUGUCAUCCAGCAGCCCUGAUCUCCUGCAGCCUACCACCAGCAUGUUGGAUUUUUCCAAUCCUUCAGCUGUUGGUUUUUACUAUAUUCCUGAUCAAGUUAUAAGAGUUUUCAAAGCAGAUCAACAGAGUUGCUACAUUAUCAUCAGUAAAGACACCACAGCUAAAGAAGUUGUUUGUCAUGCUGUUCAUGAAUUUGGUUUGUCUGGUGCAUCUGACACAUAUUCUCUCUGUGAAGUUUCUGUUACUCCUGAGGGUGUUAUAAAACAGCGAAGACUUCCGGACCAGUUCUCCAAAUUGGCUGAUAGAAUUCAGCUCAAUGGAAGGUAUUAUUUAAAAAAUAACAUGGAGACAGAAACCUUAUGUUCAGAUGAAGAUGCUCAAGAACUAGUUAAGGAAAGCCAAUUAUCCAUGCUUCAGCUAAGUACCAUUGAGGUGGCCACUCAGCUGUCAAUGAGGGACUUUGAUUUGUUUCGUAAUAUUGAGCCUACUGAAUACAUUGAUGACCUUUUUAAGUUAGAUUCCAAAACAGGAAAUACUCAUUUGAAAGAGUUUGAGGACAUUGUAAACCAAGAGACAUUCUGGGUUGCCACAGAGAUUUUAACUGAAUCAAAUCAACUCAAACGAAUGAAGCUUAUUAAGCAUUUUAUUAAAAUUGCACUUCAUUGUCGAGAAUGUAAGAACUUCAAUUCCAUGUUUGCAGUAAUCAGUGGCUUGAACCUGUCUUCUGUUGCACGACUCAGAGGUACUUGGGAAAAGUUACCUAGCAAAUAUGAGAAACACCUUCAAGAUCUGCAAGACCUUUUUGAUCCAUCUAGAAACAUGGCAAAGUACAGAAAUGUUCUAAGUAGUCAAAGCAUGCAGCCUCCAAUUAUUCCACUCUACCCUGUGGUCAAGAAAGAUAUGACAUUUCUACAUGAAGGAAAUGACUCCAAAGUAGAUGGUUUAGUAAACUUUGAGAAGCUAAGAAUGAUUGCCAGGGAGAUCCGUCAGGUUGUUCGAAUGACUUCUGCUAACAUGGACCCAGCUAUGAUGUUCCGACAGAGGAAGAAGAGGUGGCGGAGUCUGGGGUCACUGAGUCAAGGCAGCACAAACUCAAACAUGCUGGAUGUUCAGGGAGGUGCUCACAAAAAAAGGGCACGGCGCAGCUCUCUGCUUAACGCCAAGAAGCUAUACGAAGAUGCCCAAAUGGCACGGAAAGUAAAGCAGUAUCUUUCCAGUCUAGAUGUAGAGACAGAUGAGGAGAAGUUUCAGAUGAUGUCAUUGCAGUGCGAGCCUGCAUAUAGUACCUUGACCAAGAACUUAAAUGAGAAGAGAUCAGCCAAAUCAUCAGAAAUGUCUCCAGUGCCUACGAGGUCAUCUGGCCAAGCAGCUAAAGCCCAUUUGCAUCAGCCCCACAGAGUAAGCCAGGUGCUUCAAGUGCCAGCUGUUAAUUUGCACCCCAUGAGGAAGAAGGGACAAGCAAAAGACCCUGCCACAUUGAGUACAGGUUUACCUCAGAAGGUUUUAGGAACAACUGAAGAAAUAAGUGGUAAGAAACAUACAGAAGAUACUAUUUCGAUGGCAUCAUCCUUGCAUUCUAGUCCUCCUGCAUCUCCUCAAGGUUCCCCUCGCAAAGGUUAUACACUUAUACCAUCAGCUAAAUCUGACAACUUGUCUGACUCCAGCCAUAGUGAGAUUUCUUCACGGUCCAGCAUUGUGAGCAAUUGUUCCGUUGACUCCAUGUCUGCAGCUCUACAGGAUGAACGGUGUUCCUCCCAGGCUGUGGCGGUUCCUGAAUCCACUGGGGCAUUGGAAAAGACAGAGCACUCCUCAGGAGCAGGAGACCAUAGUCAUCUUAGCCCUGGGUGGACACUCUCAAAGCCAUCUCUAGUCAAGAGUUUAGCUGUCUCAUCUUCUAUGAGCAAUGAAGAGAUUUCUCAUGAGCAUAUCAUUAUAGAGGCAGCCGAUAGUGGUCGUGGAAGUUGGACUUCCUGUUCAAGCAGCUCCCAUGACAACUUCCAGAACCUUCCAAACCCAAAAGGCUGGGAUUUUUUGAACUCUUAUAGACAUACCCAUUUGGAUGGCCCCAUUGCUGAAGUUGAACCCACUGACUGUGAGCCCUAUUCCUGUCCUAAAGGCUGCUCUAGAACUUGUGGUCAGAAUAAAGGAAGCCUGGAGACAAAUCAGGUGAGACAGAGUUGGGCCUCCUCCAGUUCUCUGUCUGACACUUAUGAACCAAACUAUGGGACAGUUAAGCGGAGAGUGUUGGAGAGCACCCCAGGUGAAUCAUCUGAAGGCUUGGAACUUAAGGAUGGCACUGACUCAGUUUAUAAAACUGUUACUUCAAGUACAGAAAAGGGCUUGAUUGUGUACUGUGUCACCUCACCCAAGAAGGAGGAUAGGUAUAGGGAGCCACCUCCCACUCCUCCAGGAUACAUGGGGAUUUCUUUAGCGGAUCUAAAGGAAGGACCCCACCUACACCUAAAACCUCCAGAUUAUAGUGUGGCAGUGCAGAGGUCAAAGAUGAUGCAUAACAGCCUCUCUAGACUGCCACCCGCUUCUCUCAGUAGCAACCCUGUGGCCUGUGUUCCAUCGAAGAUUGUAACUCAGCCUCAGAGGCAUAAUUUGCAGCCAUCCCAUCCUAAAGUAGCAGCUGUGACUGACGCAGAUAGCGAAGCAGAUGAAAAUGAACAGGUUUCAGCAGUCUAGCCUUUGGAUGACCUGUUUAAAGUCUACUGAAAGUCAUGGCGAAGGAGUGGGCAGAACCACCUCAUGAUUCUGCAGGCCGUUGCCAACAAACAGCUCGCUGCUGCUCCCAACCCAGCAGUUUCAUUCCCUGUACUCCGAACAGUGUGAUAGCCCUGAAUCCUACUUCCUUUCGUUUAACCCCCGCAGAUGCCUAGUUUCCUCAGCUCUGGAUGUUGUGCCUGGAUACCAGUCUUCACUUUGCACACCACACCUGCCUUGGGACCACAGUUACUAGAACAAAUUCAAACUCAAGAGUCCUCCCAUGUCUAUCACUAUAGAUUUUCUUUAACAAGUUGUUUUUUAGAUAGUGGUAGUAGUAUUUCUAAGCCAUAGCUUAAGCUAAUGGACAAGUUCAAAAUGUCUGCCAAUACCAAGGGUAUUCAUGUGUAUUUGACAGUAAUUUAUUAUUUGAAGUUUUGUGGUUUUGUUUGUAUUUGGGAGCUCUCGUUAGCUGUUGUUUAUGUUUGGGGCCAUAAAACUGUCUCUGGUCUGACCAAACAGAAAUUGUCUUGACAGGGCGAUAUGCUCCAUCUGUACAGAGAUGUAACUCGAUUUGUAGCACCAGUGCAAUGUAGGGUCUCAGUUUGAGUGGAAUAGGAAGCCCUUGCGGUUGAGGUGUUAGGAAGGAAAAAUACUGCCAUCUGCUGGUUGUGAUUGGGAAGGCCAAAUGAAGCUGCCAGAGGGUUUCUUUGGGAAAAGGAGAAGGCUAUGAUGGGGAAUUUCCAAAGAAUUAAAUUUUCAUUUUAAAUAACAUGUAUACCAAUUCUUUCUGAAGUGAAAGUCAUGCUGCAUCUAACUGCAACUAAAAGUAUAAAUUCAGUAAAUAGAGAAUGGGUUCUAGAGAGUUCUACUCUGUAGAAACCCAAAAGUAAAAUUUUUCACAACUCAAAUAUGUAGUUCAUUUUUUGUAAAGAAAGUGUAAUCAUUGAUGGUAUAAUCAUGAAGAUGAAUUUAGCAUUUUGCAGUGUUCUGCAGCACCUCCUCUCCUCAUCUCCGACCCUGAGGCUAUGUUCCAUCUUGAUACAGCCUGCAGCUCCCAGCUGCCUGCAAUAAAGCUCAUUAGCCCAUAAGAUGUAUAAUUGAUUGAAACUUUUCUGAGGAAAGAGGAGCGAGAAUUAUGGGAAUAGUUAUCUCUUUGUUCUCAGUUGUAGCCCUUGAGGAAAAGGAGAUAUAUACUUUAACAGCCUGUUGGGUAUGGCGCUCUUAGUGUUUAAUUAAAAUUUCAGUGACUGUUUACUGGAUAAACUAGACUUUCCACAUUUUUACAAAUUAAAUGUUUUCUAUAUCCUAAGUUUAAAUUUUUUCAUUUUUUCUAGUGAAAAGGCAAGUGAAAGUUUAAUAAACUUUUAUGACUACCAAAAAAAAAAGCCAAAGCCAUUAAUGUGCACUACCCAGAUCACAGUGGAGCCAAAAUGGAUUUACUUCUGAGUGGUUGUCCAUAUGUGAAUUUACAGGAUUUAGUUGGUCAGUGACUUCCUUUUCAAGAGCUUGUUCUCUUUUUUUCAUCGCUAUCUCUUCCCUCUCUCUGUCUUUCUGCCUGUGCCCUUCAUUUUAAAAUUAUAAAUCAGUUCCAAGUGGUAAAUGGCAGUAGUCCAUCUUUUCCAUCAAAAUGAUUGUCUCUUCAUUUCAGGAAAAAUGGCAUGUCUGAAAAAUCCACCUGGGGAAAAAGUGUUUAUGUGAAACUUAAGCCUUAGAAAUUAACCCCCGGUAUGUUAGAAUGAGGCUACUUGGCUCCAUAGCUUUCUUGGUCCAUUGCAAUGAAAAGUAGCCUGGAUCAGAAAUCCUGGUUUGAAAGUCACACUAGUGAUUUGACCUAUUAACAGUGGUCCUCUGAUCACAAAUUUUUCCUUCACUGAUUUACACAAUAUUGUUUUUAUGUGUAGAGCAAAACAAAGAAAAUGGAAGAUAUUUUUGCUAUAACCCUCUUUUUAUCAGGUUUGGGUAUUUAUUCUCACUAUUUUAUAUCCAUUACCCCAGAAAAAUGUGCUGUUUGCACAGUAUCUAUUUAUUUGCAGGUCUUUCUAACCGAAUGGGAGCCUUACCCAUCUUUGUUGUUAGUGGUGUCAGUAAUGCCUUGCACAGAGAGCUGGAGGCUUGUGAUUGAGGCUGCACCUUGUAGCUGCCUUUGUUUCAUCUAGCUUGAACUGUGAGUGUUUGGGUCGGCCGAUCACAUUGAUCAGGCACUAAAGCCAAAUGCUUUGUAGUUUGAUAUGUAUGUAUCCCUUAAAAAUCAUGGAGUGUGAUCUUUCCAUUUUAAUUUAGGGUACAUUUCUGCCUUCUCUUAGUUUGUCAUAUGACCAGAACAAGAGAAGCCUUAACCUGUAUUUGCUCCAAUUCUAAAUCCUCAUUUUUUUUUUGUUUUUAUUUUAUAUAUUUAUACCUUUGACAAAGAGACCAGUGCCCACAUCCCACCACAACUCUGAAUCUAUCAGGACUGUUGAAGCAGUAAAUCCUCAGUGCAAACUUUUGCCAAAUAAUAAGUAUCAACAAAAUAAUCUCUUCGUAAUGAAAGGUUCAGAGAAUUAGUAAAUCUAAUAUAUACUUCCAUAAAAGUUUAUUGUAAUUAAUAGGUUUUUACUUCUUCCAAAUGAUUACUUUCAAUAUGAUCUUCAGGGAGAAAAAAACUUAAAUGGUUUUCAUGAGGGUGAUAAGUCACAAUGUCAUCAUGUGCAUGACCUCCUCGAGAAUCUCUCCCAGGCUGGAAAUGUGGCAGUAAUCAUGGGAGUUUUCAAGAAGAAACCUACUUUUUAUAAAGUGUUGUCUCCCCUACAAAAAGAUGGGGAGAAAGUUUCCUUGUAUAUUUAAAACAAUGAUUAUUCUAAUAUAUUUUGUUUCUAAAAAUGUGAUAUUAAAGUAGAUAUAUCCCUUUAGCAUUACCUUAAAGGCUAGAACAAAGGGGUAAAUCUUCAGAAAAGUGUCACAGUACAUUUUCAAGUUUAGACUUGAAUCCCAGUUCAUCUUUAGCUUUCGUUGUGCUUUUUUAACGCUUCUUUAUUUUUGAUACACAGACUGCAGUCGUACUUGAUUUUUUAAAAAUUAAAACAUGAGCUUAUCAGCAAAAGACAAAAACAGAACUGCACAGUCCUAAUAAUCAAAUAGCAAUUAUACUGCACAAUUCAGUGAUUGUAAAGUAUCCUGUAACAAGCAAUGUUUGUUUCCUAUUUUUUGAUACCUCUUAAACUUAUGUCUUUUAGAAAGACAGUGCCUCUGUAUGCUUUUUGUAUUUUUACUGAGUGUAAAUAUUUGUUAUAUUUUUGGUUAAGAGAAUGUAAAAGUACCAUUAUUAUUAGCAUAUCUACUAAUACAUUGGUGGAAUCAAUAAAGAAUCUACAAUAAC
Messenger RNA from Equus caballus (horse), 10143 nucleotides. It is a transcript of the gene RAPGEF6, whose product is annotated as Rap guanine nucleotide exchange factor 6. Gene Ontology annotation, molecular function: protein binding; guanyl-nucleotide exchange factor activity. The record is from RefSeq and is a predicted model, not a curated record. Gene Ontology annotation, biological process: small GTPase-mediated signal transduction. NCBI's taxonomy places the organism in Eukaryota, Metazoa, Chordata, Mammalia, Perissodactyla, Equidae.